GAUGAGAUCCCGAUUGAUGAGCAGACGCACUACCCGGACGCUUCCCCUUUGUGGCUGUGGAUUCAACAAAGACAUCAACCUACCUCGAUUUUAGCCAUUUACAGCAGGCGAACUUACCUGCCUUACAUCACUCGUCGUCUCAACCAACCAAUCGUCUCCAGAAAAUCCUCACCAUGUCUCGGGCAGGAACUUGGAUGAAGAUGCUCGGCGUCGGCAUCGUCAUCUGUGUCGGCGGUCCGGCAUUCGUCCAAUACAUCCGUCCUACCGAUGAAGAAUUGUUCAAGCGUUACAACCCCGAUCUUCAGAAGCGGAGUCUGGAGGAAGGUGAUCGCCGAGCUCGGGAAUUUGAUGAAUAUGUUACCCGGUUGAAGCAAUGGUCCAAGUCCGACAAGUCGAUUUGGUACGCGGCUCAGGAACAACAGGAACAGAAGCGCGUGGAGGCUGAGGUACAACGGAACCAGGCCAGGGACGAUGCUAAGGUACAACGUGAGGAGAUGAGAAAGGAACUGCUGGGUGAGAAAUAAGCUUGUCGCAGCGAUGCGUCUCCACUGGAGCGAUUCUGCAGUGACUGGCCCUUUUCUUUUCGCUGGAAAGGUGCUGGAUCGAACAUGAUGCUAGGAAGGACCGUUGACUCCUGCAUCGUCUUUGUAUUUAUACCCUUUGCGUCUACCUGAGACUUGACCAAAAGCAUUGAGGGGGAAAGCAUUCGGCUUAGAGUUUGUGGAGUUUCGGAGGCUAUGGUCUAUACUGUAUUAUAUUUCAACGACUGAAUGGAAAUCCUACGCUUGCA
Molecule: messenger RNA, 790 nt
Organism: Aspergillus welwitschiae
Lineage: Eukaryota; Fungi; Ascomycota; Eurotiomycetes; Eurotiales; Aspergillaceae
Exons: 3
Coding region: 174-524 (116 amino acids)
Biological process (GO): mitochondrial respiratory chain complex III assembly
Cellular component (GO): mitochondrial membrane
Source: RefSeq, a predicted model, not a curated record